AUAAAGGUGAUAAAAAGUGGAAGAGGUCUGGGAAAAGAAGAGACCAAGACCCGGUGAAAGAGAAACAUUCUCUAGAUGAAAGAAGAAACUCUAGAAAGUACACUUUUGGCUCAAAUGAACUUGAUAAAAGAGAAAUAAAUGAAGUAGUUAAAGAUUGCAAAUGGAUGCUCAAAAUUGAAACUCAGUUUGAAUUCAAAGAAGAAAAGAAGAGCAAAUAA
Messenger RNA from Dentiscutata heterogama, 218 nucleotides. NCBI's taxonomy places the organism in Eukaryota, Fungi, Glomeromycota, Glomeromycetes, Diversisporales, Gigasporaceae. The record is from the annotation of a GenBank genome assembly.